AUGGACAUUUUCAAGCGACUGCAGAUUAACAUUCCUUUUGUGGAAGCUAUGGAGCAGAUGCCGACAUAUGCAAAAUUCAUGAAAGAGCUCCUAACAAAAAAGAGAAGAUUUUCUGAAGAGAUAGUGGAACUUGAAGCAGGGUGUAGUGUUAUAAUUCAGAAAUCAUUACCUCAGAAAUCCAAGGACCCUGGGAGCUUCACUAUUCCAGUUACAAUCGGGACAUUACUAGUGGCAAAAGCAUUGCUUGAUCUGGGUGCCAAUAUAAAUUUGAUGCCUUUGUCUAUGCUAAGGAGAAUAGGAGAUCUGGAAGUAAGGCCUACACGGAUGACAUUACAGCUAGCUAAUAGAUCCAUGAAGUAUCCCUAUGGUGUGGCAGAGGAUGUCUUAGUUAAGGUUGACAAAUUCAUGUUCCCAGUUGAUUUUGUAGUAAUGGAUAUUGAGGAAGACACUGAAGUUCCUCUAAUAUUGGGAAGACCUUUCAUGAAGAUGGCCAAGGUCAUUAUUGACGUUGAUGAUGGAAAAUUGAAGGUCAGGGUGCAAGAUGAUGAAGUCAACUUUAAUGUAUUUGAAGCAAUGCAGCACUCGAAGGACAAGCAACAAUGCUUCAGGAUGGAUGUGAUAGAUGAAAUUUUUCUGUCAUCCAAGAAGCAAUUGACAAAGGCAAGCCCAUUAGAAAAAGCUUUGAUUGGUGCUUGUGGUGAUCUGGAGGAAGAUGAAGAAAAGAAAGUUGAUGAAUACCUAACACAUCUGAAUUCAGCAAAAGAAAUUGCAUCAAAUGAUAUACAACUUGAGAAAUUGCAGCAAGAAAAUAGAACUGAAAGUCAGAAGCUGGAGCUAAAGGUAUUACCUCCUCAUUUAAAAUAUGUUUUUCUUGCAUAUGGAGGUAACAAACCAGUGGUGAUCAGUAGUGCUUUAACGGCUUCUGAAGAGGAAAAGCUGAUUUCAGUUCUUAAGGCCAAUGAGGGUGCAAUAGGUUGA
Molecule: messenger RNA, 978 nt
Organism: Vigna unguiculata (cowpea)
Lineage: Eukaryota; Viridiplantae; Streptophyta; Magnoliopsida; Fabales; Fabaceae
Source: RefSeq, a predicted model, not a curated record